This is a messenger RNA of Botrytis sinoallii, 3189 nucleotides long. RefSeq lists its product as uncharacterized. The record is from RefSeq and is a predicted model, not a curated record. NCBI's taxonomy places the organism in Eukaryota, Fungi, Ascomycota, Leotiomycetes, Helotiales, Sclerotiniaceae. Gene Ontology annotation, molecular function: protein binding. The transcript is spliced from 4 exons. Gene Ontology annotation, biological process: positive regulation of TORC1 signaling. Bases 1 to 3189 code for a protein of 1062 amino acids. Gene Ontology annotation, cellular component: cytoplasm.
AUGGACAAGACGGAAGGAAUCAUUAGAUGGUCGCCAAACUCGGCUCGUGCACAGUUUGUUGCGUUCAACUUGAAUUAUCGAAUCCUUCAAGUCUAUGAGGCCAAGGGUCUUGCACGGCCUGGUAAAUUCGAGUAUGAACCCUUGUCUCGUUACAUUGAUAUUCCCUCUUUGAACACUUUCGACUGGUCGCCAGUUGUCGAAGGUUUGGUUGCUGUUGGUACUUCUAGUGGCGAACUUCAAUUACUACGAGUUGAUGACAAUUCUAAUGCUGUCUUGUCUCUUUCCAUCAAACAGCCAAGAGCAUGUCAAGCUGUCGCUUUCAAUACGACUGGACUAUUAGCAAUUGGCCUCGAAAGAGUUCGCAAUGAUGGCUCCCUGCAGAUUUGGGAUGUCAAUCAACGCCUAACUGGUUGGGAUACCUCUCAGCCAGGAUGGAAGGUACCAAAUAAUGCGGUCGAGCCGAGAAAGUUAGAGUCGGCCACCGUAACUAGCAUCAAGUUCUUUGAGGAUCAACCGCAAACCCUUGCUAUUGGUAUCAAGAACUCUUGUGUUCGAAUUCAUGAUCUCAGAGAUCCGAGCGGCGGAGUAAUCACAUUUCAAACCAAAUGCAACAAUAACCUUACCAUCGACUACUCAGACCCCAACUAUUUUGCUUCAUCCUCUUUAGAUCAACCUGGACUCAUGGUCUGGGACAGACGUGCCAGCACACGAGCCACAGCCUCUCCAAUGUAUUUAGAUGCUUUUGAUAACGAUGGAUAUGUUUGGGGAGCCGCUCUGCAACUUAAGAAGGUCAUUUCCACCGAAAAACAGGGUUCGUAUAUUAAAUCAUUGCGCUAUUGCCGAGAGCAUCGAGGAACUUUGGGUGUUCUCUCAAAUGCCGGUCAGCUUCAGAUCUUGAAGACUAACAAAGAAUAUUACGAUCCCGGCUCCGAAGAUGAUGUCAAAGGAAGCCCGGAGUUACUUCAGGUCAAGAAGUCAUUCGAUCUCGAAUAUCCAUAUGUAGACCCAGACCAUGGUCGUAGGCAAGAGGAUAGAAUUGUCUCUUUCGAUUGGUUAACACUAGGUAAUACAGAUUUGCAGCCUCGCGUUGUUGCGUUAAGGGCCUCGGGAUCAUUUGAGAUCAUGCAGACACCACCCUCUAGUAAUGGUCAAAUGAUGGACUUCAUGCCAUGGCAGCCACCACAUAACCAUGACAAGGUACCCUAUCAUACUUUGAUGGACUUCGCAGAUGCCACCGAGCGUCGGGCGAACCUUGGCCCCCUUUUUGCAGAAGAGUUGAAGUUUAAUACGCCAGUGUUUGGGCCAGACGGAUACAACACCCCGCAUAUUCAAAAGUCUUUAGCGGCUGCUCUCGACAAAGCUCUUGAGCGUCCCGAAGCUCCAGCAUCGGGAGUCAAAGCGGAAAUCCCUGGUAGUCAGAUCAAAAGGGCAGCUUUUACAAAAGCAACUUUUGCAGAAGCUAUUGACCGGCAGCUUUCGAUGGUCAACGAUCCAGUAUCUGAAACAUUUGCUAAAAGAGGCGGUGCUGGCGAUUAUAAUGGUUUUGGCUCUUUGAACAAUAAGUUAUCCGCUAUGAGUCUUUUGGGCAAGGGAAAGUCGAAGACUCAAAGUCUGUCGACAACUGAGAUUCGUUCAAGCAGGGAGAUGCACGAGAUGUUACUUGAAUCUCGCAUACCAUCUUCUAAGGCUGACGCCAUGCUAAUUGGCAAUCUGUUUAUUCAACGUGCUCUCAAUGGUUAUUUGUUUGACUGCAAUAAGAACAAAUCGUUAGUCAGGGAAGAUCCAUGGCUUAGGGAUGUGUGGUAUUGGAUUUCAGUUGCCGAGAAAGCUGCUAAGGAUGACGGUAUGCUGUCUUCGACCCUUGAUCUAAGCUAUUUGGGAGUUCACACCUUGUGGAACAAUAAUCUUGGUGGUAAAGCCGAAUCAAGACUUGUUGAGAGCACCGUCAUCCCUGAUCACACUCAAUGGGAACGGCUUAUUGCUUCUAUAAAUAAACGUGUCGGCCAUGAAGAAUAUACUGGUGUGCCAACUAUGAAGCCCCAACACCGACAAUUAUGCCUUGCCCAGUGCAGUUUUGCAACACCUGCCGCAGAGCUAAAAGAGAUGUUGGCUCGUCUAGAGGGAAGAGGAGAAUUUACUAAAGCAGCUGCACGGGCGCUGUUUGAGGGCGAGCCUGAACAAGCAGUGGAGAUCCUCAGACGCGGAGACAAAGAGCUAGUAUUUGUUGCUGUGGCACUCGAUGUUACCGUCAAGAGUCCUCCCAACGUUGAUCUCUCCAAUUGGAGCAAGACACUUCGAGAACAAGCUCACAUGUCGGACGAUCCAUAUCUAAGAGCUAUAUUUAGCUACAUUACAACGAGAGACUGGGAGGUCAUUGCAAAUGAGACGGCUUUACCAUUGAGAUAUCGCGCCGGUGUGGCUCUAAGAUACCUUAGUGACCUACAGCUUACAGAAUGGCUUGACCAGGAAAUGGAAGAAGCUAUCAAACACGGAGACAUCGAAGGUAUCGUUCUUGCAGGAAUCACGGACAACAUGGUCGAUAUCUUGGCGAAAUAUGUCGCAAAGUUCUUUGACUACCAAACCGCCAUCCUAAUCAUGUCUUUCUGCUACCCUCGUUACAUCUCCGACAUUCGCUGCGAUGCCUGGCGUCGUGACUACCAAGCUUAUUUAAAUCGCCAUCAACAAUUCAUACUACGCGUCCAAUUUGACCAAGGCUCGGCCAAGAAGUCUCGUCAACGAGACGGUAUUCCAGUUAUUAAACCCCCCAUCCGCCAAGUUACUCUUCGUUGUCUCUUUUGCGAUAACCGUUCGGCAAACGAUCGUCAUAAUGCUACAGGCGCUGCUCCCGCACCUCCUAAUUCAUCCGCUGGUCUCUCUUCUAGCGCUGACGAACGCAAUCCUUUAAUGUCUAGCGGUAUUAAUGCCGGUCUUAGCUGUCCUCGUUGUGGUUCGCACCUACCUCGCUGCGGAAUCUGUUUAGAGAUUUGUGGCUCUCCAAGAUCGGACAGGCCUGAGCUUUCGGAGGAUCCAUUGGUGAAGAGAAUGGGCAAUCAACUUACUUUCUGCAUGAAAUGCAAGCAUGCUGCUCAUAUGGAUCAUGCGGUAAAUUGGUUUGAUAGACACGUGGAAUGUCCAGUUGCCGAAUGCAAAUGUCAGUGUAAUUUCAGGUCUAACGUAGACAUUGCUUGA